AUGCUCGCCGCUUAUUUGAAUCUUUCAUUGACAGCAUCGAAAAUGGGUGAAAAUGUGGAUUGUAUCAAGUAUUGCGAUAAGGCGCUAGAAUUGUCACCAAUCAACGUGAAAGCUCUUUAUCGAAAAGCUGGCGCACGAGCAGCUCUAUCUGAUUUUGAGGAGGCAAAGCAGAUCUAUGAGAAGAUCUUAGAGAUCGAUCCCGAGAAUAAGGCAGAUUAUUGGUCUCUAACUCAACAGAUCCUCGUCGUUCGUCAGAUGAUGAAAGAACAACUGGAGCGUGACAAGAAGAGGUACAAGAACCUUUUCUCGAAAAUCUCGGAUGAUCCAAAGGUUGAAACCAAGCAAAGCCCAUUUGAAGAAAAGAAGGAUGAGCCAGCGACUGUGGCAGCGGAUUCGUGA
Molecule: messenger RNA, 399 nt
Organism: Cooperia oncophora
Lineage: Eukaryota; Metazoa; Nematoda; Chromadorea; Rhabditida; Trichostrongylidae
Source: the annotation of a GenBank genome assembly